Messenger RNA from Sugiyamaella lignohabitans, 1275 nucleotides. RefSeq names its product proteasome regulatory particle base subunit RPT3 (gene RPT3). The transcript has a single exon. Gene Ontology annotation, molecular function: proteasome-activating activity; ATP binding; ATP hydrolysis activity. The record is from RefSeq and is a predicted model, not a curated record. Gene Ontology annotation, cellular component: proteasome regulatory particle, base subcomplex. Bases 1 to 1275 code for a protein of 424 amino acids. Lineage: Eukaryota; Fungi; Ascomycota; Dipodascomycetes; Dipodascales; Trichomonascaceae. Gene Ontology annotation, biological process: proteasome-mediated ubiquitin-dependent protein catabolic process.
AUGGAAGAAUUAGGAAUCUCGACCGGUCAAAAGACCGUGGUCGAUGCUAGAAGUGUUCAAGCACCGGUUGGCACCGGGCAGGAGACGUCGAGCGGGUCGACGUCGCCUCAGUCUGGUUACAAAGAUCUGUAUCGAACAUUAAAAAAGCUUGAAAGAGAAUACGAGUUGCUCGGGCUUCAAGAGGAAUAUAUCAAAGACGAACAGCGUCAUUUGAAACGGGAAUUGGUUCGUGCCCAAGAAGAAGUUAAACGAAUCCAGUCGGUGCCACUUGUCAUUGGCCAGUUUCUCGAGCCCAUUGACCAGCAUACGGGCAUUGUUUCUUCGACCACUGGAUCGAAUUAUGCGGUUCGUAUUCUGUCGACUUUAGAUCGCGAGUUGUUAAAACCUUCGUCAUCAGUGGCUCUUCAUCGCCAUUCAAAUGCUCUAGUGGAUAUUCUACCUCCAGAGGCCGAUUCGUCGAUUGCCAUGCUCGGUGCUGAUGAGAAGCCCGACGUCACAUAUGCCGAUGUAGGAGGUCUGGAUAUGCAGAAACAAGAGAUCCGUGAAGCGGUCGAGCUUCCUUUGACUCAGUUUGAACUUUAUAAACAGAUCGGUAUCGACCCUCCUCGCGGCGUGUUACUGUAUGGUCCUCCUGGUACCGGUAAGACCAUGCUGGUCAAGGCCGUGGCUAACAGCACGACCGCUUCGUUUAUCCGUGUAGUGGGUUCGGAAUUCGUACAGAAGUAUUUGGGAGAAGGACCCCGUAUGGUGCGAGACGUGUUCCGACUAGCACGAGAGAACUCGCCGUCGAUUAUUUUCAUUGAUGAAAUCGAUGCCAUUGCAACCAAACGGUUUGACGCUCAAACCGGAGCUGACCGUGAAGUGCAGAGAAUUCUGCUUGAACUGUUGAAUCAAAUGGACGGAUUCGACCAAACGUCGAACGUCAAAGUGAUUAUGGCCACCAACCGAGCCGAUACUUUAGACCCUGCUCUCAUGAGACCUGGUCGAUUAGACCGGAAAAUCGAGUUCCCGUCGCUGCGAGACCGCCGUGAACGACGACUCAUCUUCACCACCAUCGCAUCUAAGAUGUCGCUGGCGCCCGAAGUCGAUCUCGACUCGCUCAUUGUACGUAACGACCCGCUUUCUGGCGCCGUCAUCGCUGCCAUCAUGCAAGAAGCCGGUCUACGAGCCGUCCGCAAGAACCGCUACGUGAUCCUGCAAUCCGAUAUCGAAGAGGCCUACUCCAGUCAGGUCAAGGUCGGCUCCGACGUCGACAAAUUCGAUUUCUAUAAAUAA